Messenger RNA from Staurois parvus, 298 nucleotides. The record is from the annotation of a GenBank genome assembly. Lineage: Eukaryota; Metazoa; Chordata; Amphibia; Anura; Ranidae.
CUCUGCUUUUCAUCCGCUGUUCCUCUGCUCUCAUCAGCAUUCCUGGCAGCAAUCUCAUCAGCAUUCCUGGCAGCAAUCUCAUCAGCUUCCUGGCAGCAAUCUCAUCAGCUUCACUUAGCCGCAGCUCUGGUUACGGAGGGAUGCACUCACACCUGGAUGUCAUCAGAUUCUCAGCUCACACGGCCCCCCUCAUUCACCAUUCUCCAGAACAUGGCUCCUCUCUCUUCUUCCUGUUCCCUCUCAUCUCUGUGUGAAAACUCCACCUCUUCAUGAAUAUAGAAAUAUCUAUGCAGUCUGA